Megalops cyprinoides (Indo-Pacific tarpon) is the source of this 1422-nucleotide messenger RNA. RefSeq names its product protein BEAN1-like. The transcript has 3 exons. The record is from RefSeq and is a predicted model, not a curated record. Bases 20 to 700 code for a protein of 226 amino acids. NCBI's taxonomy places the organism in Eukaryota, Metazoa, Chordata, Actinopteri, Elopiformes, Megalopidae.
CGAACCAGAGCGCCCGUCCAUGAGUACCCAGACUGCCAUGACAGGGGGCAGUGAGGCCAGCCUGCUGGUGUCACCAUUGGUGGUGGCAGGCAUCGUCAUUGGCCUUGUGCUCUUUCUCUCCUGUGUCACCAUUAUCGUGGGCAGCCUUCGCAAGGACAGCCGCCUGCACUGCUCCCCCCUGCGACCCAGUUAUGCUCCUGAUGGGUUCUCCUUUGGUGGGUCCAUUGGGGAGCUGAGGUCCACAUGUAUUGAAGAUUUCCCUCCUGCAUUUGAUUUUGACUCCUAUAUGGAGUCUCUUUCACAAGUCAAUGUGAUGUACCCUGACGCACCACCCCAAUAUGAAGAAUGUGUGGGACCUGGUGCAACACAGAUAUAUGUCCCCACAGAUGAGCCUCCUCCAUAUUCAGUGACUGACCCUAGCUUGGGACAGGACAUGCCAGCAGUGCGCACCAGUUUAGAGAUGGAGGAGCUGUCAAGCGGAGCUUCCUGGGUGAUGAACAGCAGCACAUCCAGGUACCAAAACAGACAGCAGCCAAUAGCCUCCAUUUCCCUUUCAGCCCUCGCUUUUGAGGAUGCACCCCCUUACGAGGAGGUGAUGAGACGACAGAGCCAGCCUAUUCCUCUGGUCCCCACAGACCUGCUGAAGCACACAUCUGCAGAAAGCAGCCCCCAGCGAUCCAUUUCCCACAGAAUUCUGUAGGCCAGACCUGGUUCUUCAGCUGGAGUACAAUACUUUUACUGAAUGGGCAAUGCUGUUUUCCCUGGGCCCGUUUCUUCUUCUGUUGAAAUUGCCUUUAUGUCUGAAAAGACAGAACAAACAGGGAGGCAUACCCACACUGGAGUUGAAGUUGAACCCUAAGUUUGUGCUGAAACCUCAUGUAUCUCUGGGAUUAACUGUGAUCUUCACAUGCCCCUCUUUAUCAUGUGGCAUUCACCACACUGCCCUGCCCCACCCACUCUUUCCUUACCACAUGGAACAUUGCCAUGAAAAAACAGGGCUGAUGGGGAGCUAUACCUGUAACUCUUUGAUGUUUGAUGUCUCAGUCCUAGAGAAUUUCAUUACAUCAUGUGUUGUUAGUGUGAAAUGUGCAAAGGAAUGUACUGUUCUGUAUCCCUUUGUCUUUGAAUGCCAUAAUGUUCACAAGAACAAAAUCAUCAGCACCACCAAUGGUUUCCCAUAGAAACAUACACUUCUUUCAGGUUUUCUAAUAUUUAAAUGCAUUGCUGUGGUAAAUGCUUUAGCACCUUGGUCCAGUGAAAAUAAAUCACAGAUAAACAACACCCAGAUGGUUAUGGAAAUGUGGAAAAUCACAGAAGCUGUGAGUGCAAAUAGUCCCAUUUUACUGUGUCAAAAAGUAUACUCCUUUGUUUAUUUGCAACUUUCAACAUUACAUGAGGUGUGGUAGGAAAACAGGAACCGGA